UUUUUUUAAAGUAAGCUAUUAAUAAUCAUUUACCCCGAAGUAGUCAUAUGUCUCCACGUGCAUUUUAGAACAUGGCUUCGAAACUACUUGAUAUCGAAGUGGAUCAGGUUAAAUCCAGUGUAAAUGCACUGUUUAGCUUUUUAAAGAAGAAAAGAAAAAAUGAACUAUUUGAUGUUCCAGUGAAAAUAUUAAUGUCUUUCACCUUCAGAUCAAUUCCAAAAAUCAAGAACAAAGUUAUCAACCUGAAUGUCCCUCAUGGUUUAGGUUUUGAAAAUCAAUACAUCUGUCUCUUUGUGCCUGAUUUGAACAAGAGAGUACGAGAUUCUGACCCUACUGUUUUUCAUUACAAAGAACUUUUGGCCGAGAAGGAUAUAACAUGUAUUUCUGAGGUCAUUACUCUAAAGACCCUUUAUUUGGAAUAUAGGCCAUUUGAAGCUAAGAGGAAACUUUGCAAUAAAUUUGAUGUAUUUUUAGCUGAUAAAAGUGUAUUUGGACCAUUGCCUCGAAUAUUAGGAAGAGAUUUCUUCAGACGAAAACGAAUUCCUAUAAAAGUCGAUCUAAAAUCGAAUAAACUUAAGGAAGAAAUUAACAGUGCUGUCAAUGACAGUUUUUUAGUCAUAACUGGAAGAGGAUCUUGCUGCAUGGCACAUAUUGCCAAUUCUACUAUGACACAAACUGAAGUUAGUGACAAUAUUAUAGCUGCUGUUAACAGUCUUUGUCAAUCUAUUCCUGGGGGAGCUGAGAACAUACGAAAUAUCUACUUAAAGACUGAAGAUUCACCAUCCCUGCCAGUUUACUUAGCAGCAUUAGGUAAUGCUGACAUAGAUCCUGAGCAGGCACUCACUCAAACAGAGCCUGAACCAGAAGAAAUUACAUGGAAACUACGCUCAGAUGCAUAUGUGGAUGAUGAUAAAGAAAUAAUCCUCUGUAAUAAUGAUAAGAAGAGAAAAUUACUGUGGGGGAAUGAGGAUUUUUCAAAUGCGCCUUUUAAGAAACGCACAAAAGAGAAGAAGCAGAAAGCUACUGUAACUACAAGUAAACGCAAAAUACUAAAGAAGAAAAAAGCUCGUGAAAUAUGGAAGAAGAUAAAAAGUACAAAGCAAAAUAAAAAAAAUGUUACUUGAAAACUUUGUAGUUGAAGUUACUUAAGUAAAAGCAUUUGAAUACA
This is a messenger RNA of Octopus bimaculoides (California two-spot octopus), 1168 nucleotides long. RefSeq names its product ribosomal L1 domain-containing protein 1. Lineage: Eukaryota; Metazoa; Mollusca; Cephalopoda; Octopoda; Octopodidae. Gene Ontology annotation, molecular function: RNA binding. The record is from RefSeq and is a predicted model, not a curated record.